This is a messenger RNA of Cherax quadricarinatus, 8534 nucleotides long. It is a transcript of the gene spartin, whose product is annotated as spartin. NCBI's taxonomy places the organism in Eukaryota, Metazoa, Arthropoda, Malacostraca, Decapoda, Parastacidae. The record is from RefSeq and is a predicted model, not a curated record. Gene Ontology annotation, cellular component: plasma membrane. Gene Ontology annotation, biological process: negative regulation of BMP signaling pathway; cell division.
UUCCCCGGAACACGACAAAAGUGAAAUUUUGUUAUAUAAUAUGCAACUUAAUGAGAGUCGCGUAUUAGAUAGACCUUAAACCCCAUUAACCAAACAAGCAGUGAUGUCACUGAGGGUGAUGAUGUGAAGUGAGUGAUGAUGAGCGAGACUCACACCCUGUGUCAGUGCUGGGCCGCACCUCACACUCUGUAUCAGUGCUGGGCCGCACCUUACACCCUGCAUCAGUACAUUGCUGGACAAUAAACUCGCCUUGCUGAAGACUUCUUGCUGGUACAGCAGCAGGUGGGGCUCCACACUCACUGUAACUCGCUAAAUGAGUGCUGAACCUCCUAAACAGCCAGCACCAAGUCGGCCACCACCACCAAGCAACCUGUUGGGAACAGCGUGUACAAUCACACCGGAGGAGGAAUUUGAGAAGACGUAUGUAGAGGCAUACAAGCUGAUUGACCAUGGUAUCACAUUGGUGACAAAAGGGCUUCAUACUCAGGCUGGAGUUGUGCUGCAGAAAGGUCUUGCAAUGAUUGACAAAGCUCUCACUACCAAAGUUGAAUCCUUUGACUGUAGUGCUGAAAAGGUACAGCAGUAUGCUGAGAUGCAGCUCAAGAUGAGAUGCACAAGGAAAGAAGUGUUGAGCCACUUUGCUGACUGCCAGACAUCAGUUAUCUCAAGUAGUAAUGCUACAGCUCCUCAAGUAGAGGAUGCCCCACCCUCCUAUGAUGAUUAUCUUAAGUCUCUUGAUCUAGGUGCAACGAGCAGCAUCAGUAUGUCAGCAACAAGAAGUACUUAUCCUCGCCUCAACGCUCUUAACCCUCAGGUUCAAGAGUCGGCCUUUGAGGAAAUUGCAGAGGAGACUCCUCUUGUGACCCCAGUCUUGUCACCUCAGCAGGGAGAGAUGAUCUUCGAAAUAGAGAAUGGUGUUCAGAUAUUCUUCAUCUACCCUGAUGGCCAGGUCACAAGUCCCUCGUAUCCAUCCUUUCUUGCUGUCUUCAGUUUUCCUCAAUCUAUUGGUGGUGCUGCAGCUCCCAGCGCUGCCCGAGGGUUCAUUCAGGUUGGCGAGUGGAAUUAUCCACUGAUCCCUGCCCAGAGUCCUGUGCUCCAUUCUUUCUAUGGUGCUUACAUGUUCCCAGAUGUCAGCAGUAGUGUACCAGGUUCAAGUGUGGGAGUGAUAAUUCCAGACACAGUGGACAAGGAAACCAAAGAAUUCUUUGAGCAGAUCCUGAUCCAAAUGACCUCAUACCAAGAGCAGGCAGUGCCUCCUGGAGUUGACCAUUUGAAACAAACGAAGAUUAUCCAGCAGUCCACGUCGGAGCGGAUUGCAUCAGGUUUGGUGACAGGAGCAGAGGUGUUGUCAAAAGGGGUUGUCUGGGGUGCAGAAAAACUCGGUGAGCUGAUAAGCUUUGGAUCUGAGAGCUUGAAAGGUUAUCUUCAGCCAGUAGAGCAGAAAAAAGAAAUUGAUCCUAAAUGGCAGUCAACAGCCAGAGUGGCAAGAGAUGUAUCUGGGAAAGCAGUGAAAGUCAGUGGAUAUCUCUUAAGUCAGGUUGGGAAGGCAACAAUGGCACUGGGAAAGCGCUUGGCACCACAGAUUCAGAAACAGAGCACCCGGGCUAUCAGUCACUUUACAGGACAGAAUGAACAACAAGCCAGCUCAAAUGUCGAAGGUGUGAUGGAAGUAGCAGCAGGAGCAUUGCGAGGAGCCUCCACCAUCUACAUGAGUUUAGAAACUGCUGCAGCCACUUUAGCCUCCAGUAUUACUGAUAACACUGUCAAAGUGAUCACUCAUAAGUAUGGUGAUGAUGCUGGACAUUUGGCCGACAAUACCUUGUAUGCUGUUGGACAAACUGCUUUGGCGGGACAUAACAUUUCCUCUUUAGGGGUCAAAGGAAUUGCCAAACGUACUGCAAAAGACACUGGUAGGGCUCUUGUUUAUGAGCACGAGGCCAAGAAAAAAGAAUCGGUGACCUCUGGACAAGUAGAGAAAGCAGAUGAAGCAGUGGAAAAUGAGAACCCUGGAUCAGUACCAGUGAGGCCAGUGAGGGAGAAGAAAAAGCCACCUCUGUGAAGUGGCCACUGGUGGGAAAGGGCCUGGGCCUGCAUAUUCCAGCAAGUACAGCACUUGCCAGCCACUGUUGCUCUGAAUAAAAAAGUACCGUCCUUCUCAGGGUAUUAUGGAAUAUUUCUCAAUAGUAGAAUCAAAACUUAAAUGAAAAAAAUGAAUUGAAGCUGUCACAAACUCAUCCAUUAUAAUUCUAUUACAGUAUUUAGGUGCUUGAUGCAUAUAGAGGUCAUAAUAAGCUCACUAAAUUACUUUAAACUAUCGUCUGUUUGAGUUUGUAGAUGUAGUUAUUAUGUACAUUUGUAUAAACAUAUAUAAACCAUAAUUUACAUAUUUUUAUCUUUUGAUAGAAAACUAAAGUAGAUGGAGAAGAAUCUUUCCUCUGUAAGCCAUGUGUGUUGUAAGAGAUGACUAAAAUUCCCAAAGCAAGGGGCUAGUGACCCCUUCUGUAUAAAUUACUAAAAUAUAAAAAGAAGAGAACUUUGUUUUUCUUCUCUUUCAGGUCACCCUGCCUCAGUGGGAGAUGGCUGUUGUGUUAAAAAAAAAAAAAGGCAGACUAUCUUAGUUUGUAUGUAAUGACUUCUAUUUGUACUAUUCUAUAAUUGCUUGUUUACUUUUAUGACAUAAUCCAAAUAGAAUUUAAGAUUGCAGCUAUUCCUUUCAAAAAAGUUAUUGAAAUAAAAUAUUUGAAUUCUGCAUUGCCUUUUGUUACAUAAUGAAGACAUCAGAUGAGGUUGGGAUGGAGUAGAAAGUAUAAUACUUUAACAUAAAGUAAUACUGAAAGAGGUAAAAAGGUCAAAUAAAUUUGUCAAGAAUUAGUCACAAAUAUACAGUGGAACCUCAGUUUUCGUUUGCCCUGGUUUUCGUCGAAUUCGGUUUUCGACGACUUUUUUCGUCAAAAUUUUGUCCCAGUUUUCGUUCGUCACCUCAGAUUUUGUUGAUUUGACAGUGGUCCACCGUACCGAAUAUGUCCACCUGCUCGCGCCUACACAAAGCAUCCCACAUAUUCUGCGCAUCCAUCCGAAACAUUUCGUAAUAAUCCAUUGUUUUUUGUGCUUGUUUAUUGUGUGCGACUGUUAAAUAAGUCACCAUGGGGCCAAAGAAAGCUCUGAAUCCCAGUCCUUUGAUAAAGAAGGUGAGAAACACGAUAGAAUUCAAGAAAGAACUUGUAGCAAAGUACGAAAGUGGAACUAGUGGCAAAGUUUUGUGGAGAAAUAUCACUACCACCUUCUACAAAGGCAGAGGGUGGUAGUGAUGGUGGUGAAGGGUGGUAGUGGUGGUGGUAGUGGUGAUGGUAGUGGUGGUGGUAGUGAUGGUGGUAGUGGUGGUGGUAGUGGUGGUGGUAGUGAUGGUGGUAGUGAUGGUGGUAGUGAUGGUGGUAGUGAUGGUGGUAGUGAUGGUGGUAGUGAUGGUGGUAGAGGGUAGUAGUGAUGGUGGUAAAGAUAAUCUCUCUUCCCUCUCCCCUCCUCACUGUCUUCCAUAUGCCAGCAAGAGUCCUCAAUAAAGGUAAAAGUGAUGUUAAAUGUUCAUUUAUCCAUUUCAUUUGUCCUUUAUAUUUUUUCUCAUUAUUCUCUAUAAAAUGUAAUUUUUGUUAAUACUUUUGGGUGUCUGGAAUGGAUUAAUUGGAUUUACAUUAUUUCUAUUGGGAAAUAUUGCUUCAGUUUUCAUUGAAUUUGGUUUUCAUCAGACUUUCUGGAAUGAAUUAAUGACAAAAACCGAAGUUCCACUGUACUUAGAGGGAAACUUGCAUUUUAUCAUUGUAUUGAAAAUGUGUAAAUGGCAUCCAUUUCUUUCCUUAUGAAUACAAUUAAUUUAAUUUUUGCUGUUUAAUUCAUUUGACUCAAGUUACCUUAGCAAUUGUGGUGCUGGAGCUUAUAUGCUUAGAUAAGAGAGGGACUGUUUGGACCUUUGUAACCUGACUAAAAGAAUGAAGAAUAAAGUUAUUGAAUUAUUAAGAGAUUUUAAGUGUUGUCAUAUAUGUAGGUAGCUAACCAAAGAAAUUUAUGAUGGUUUGGCAUAAUUUAAAUGUUUAAUUUUAUGGAUUUUGAUUUUUACACCUUCAUUUGAGAACAAGAAAAGCAGAAAAGUGAAGGUGGGAAGGGCUCUGCUUUCAAUCUGUAGGAAGGGUGGAGAUAUUGUGGCUGGAGAGUAAUCUGAAUUGUGAUGUCAGCACACUUCUGGCAAAACGGCAAUUGAAUGAACGAUGAUGAAUGCAUUUUUACUGCAUUACCUUGCCUUGGCAGAUGGCAAUUGAGGUAUGAAAAAAAAAGUAUAUGUAUAUAUGUGCAUGGGAGGGAAUAGGUGGUGGGGGUUGACAUGUCCAUGCCAUAAAGUUCCACACAUUUUCUUUUGGAUUUAAGUCCAGUGAGUUACCUGGCCAGUCAUUAAAGAUUGAAAUUUCACAGUCAUUUAGCUAAUUGUUUGCCUUUGGCAGUAUGGCAUGGGGCUUUGUCUUGCACACAAAAUUUCCCUAGCACUUCUUGAAACUAUCAGCAAAUGUGGUAGUCUGCUAAAGGCAUACUUAUGUACAUGCAUAGUAAUGAUGUCUACUGUUCAUGCAUUUAUUUAUUCACGAACAGUAGGCAUACUGUACCUCAUUUAUUAAGAUGAGGUACAGUAUGUUUUUUAUGGAUAAUUUAGCUGUAUAGCCCUUGUGGCUUAGUGCUUCUUUUUGAUUAUAAUAAUAUGGAUAAUUUAUCUUAUAGAUCUGAUAUUUGCCAUGGCUGUUGAUUGUGCCUUUGAAAGGAUGUCGGAGAAAACUGUACUGAGUUCCGUGAUAUUGAACCCUUUUGAGGUCCGUGCUGUAGUACUACAGGUUGAGCUUGGGGUCUGUGUUCUAGAACUACGUGAUGAGCUCAGCUCAGAUAAGUAGUGAGUGGUAAAUUUUGGCCUAGAUAUGAGAGAAUGGGUUUAUGCAGUGAGUGUGCACCAUAUAAAGAAAAUAUCCUGCCCAAUGCAGUGCAUGAUGGAGGAAAAAACUGUGUGUAUUUGGUUUAAAUCAGCAACUUUGCAGUGUAUUUUUGGAUGGUUUUUAUAGUUGUAUUUUCAUUUUCUUGAUAUCAUUUGAGAGAAUGGAAGAUAUAUUACAGAAAUAGAGAUGAUUUAGGAUUGCAGAAGCGUUUGAUUUUUGCCAAUAUUCCAGAGGACAGGGAUUACAUCACUUGUCCAGCAUGCGCCCAACCAGUUGGUUUGAUACGGGUUCAUGAAUAUGCUGACAUUAUUUAUACAAUUAUUGCAAUAAUGCAGUGGUCUACACAACAGUAAAUCUAUUUUUUGUGUUAAUAAAAAUUCAAAAUGGAAAGCAAGUGUAAUAUAGGAGAGGCCUGGAGACAUAAUUAAUGAACAGAGGAAUUUUUUUUUUAGGGCCAGGAAUGCCUGAUUGUUUAUUCUGGACCCUAUUUUUAAAUUGUCAAUUUUUUAGUUUUGUGUGAAACUUGCCAGAUUAUUGAUUUCUGAUCACUUUAUUGGGUUGUUGAAAUAGUUAAAUGGGCGGUUUCUUGAACUGUAUCGAUAGAAUGGAAGGUAUACUAGUGAAAUAACUAAGAGUUUGGUUGAUUGGAACAAUGGAAUUGGCCUAAUAUAGGACUCAGAGUGGGUGAAAUCUCCUAUGUGUAAAUAUCGCCAAGCCCUCUAAAUUUGCAAAAGCGUAAUUGUGUAAGUUUUCCAUCAAAUUUCUUACUUUUGGUGUCUUUACCUCUACAAUUUCAUAUAUUUUUUUUUUAAAUUUUGGACCCUGAGAGCAAUUUUCAUAUCGAGUCUGGACUCCGAAAGGAUCAACAGUAGUCUUGCAUGUACUGUGUGACUGUUUCAUGCAAAUAAAGCUAUUAGCACUUAAAGUAUCCACACCCCUCAAAUUGAAAGCCCAUUCUCUGCCCACAAGUUUGACAGAAAAAAUUAUAUUCUAAAAUGGUAGAGAAUAAUUUUCUAAAAGUAAUGAUGACACCAAAAAUGCCAAAUAUGAUGAAAUACUUACCAAAUAUGCUUGUAUGAGUUUGGAGGCUGGGGAGCACUUUACACAGUGAUUUUUGCCUACUUUGACUCCUCUCUUAACCUUUUCAGGGUCCCCAGGCCCUCUCCCAGACUUGUUCUCAGGGUCACCCAAAUUUUAAAAAAAAAAUUAAUUUUUUCUUAUGAAAAGACAGAGAAUCUUUUCUCGAUCAUAAUGACACCAAAAGUAUGAAAUUUGAUAGAAAACUUAUGGAAUUAUGCUCUCGUGAAGUUAGCGGUCUCGAUGAUGUUUACGCAUCGGCGAUUUUGCCCACUUUGAGCCCUAUUUUAGGCCAAUUCCAGCGUACUAGUUGACAAAAAUCAUAACUAUUUCACUAGAACUCCAUUUUUUCUAUCGAAUGAGUACAAGAAACCACCCAUUUACCAAUUUCAACUAUCCAAUACAGUGGUCAGAAUUUAGCAAUUUUGCCAAUUUCACAAAUUUCAAAAGAUGCCAAUUUCUAAAAAGGGUCCAGAAUAAACAAGAAAGACAUUCCUGGCACUAAAAUAACAUUUCCUCUGUUCAUUAGUCACAUCCCCACGCCCCUCUUACAUUCUUUUGCUUUCCACUUUGAAUUUUUAUUCUCACAAAAAAUAGAAUGUUUACUGUUAUGUAGACUACUGCAUUAGUGUAGAAAUGGUAUAAAUAAUAUCGGCACACUUGUGUAUUGGACGCUUAGCAUGAUUUGUUUACUUUUGAACUUUGAUAAAAAUCGAACAUUUCUGCUACUUUGAGCUCAAUUUCAAGGUACUUUUCAUUGUAAAACCAGUCAAAGUCAUCUCAAUUUCUGUAAUAUGUCUUCCAUUCUAUAAAAUGAGACUAGGAAAACUAGAAUACAACAAUAAAUACCAUACAAAAAUACAGUGCAAAGUCGCUGUUUUAAUCCAAAAACACAGUCAGUUUUUUUUUUCUCAUUACGCACUGUGCUGCAGGAUUUUUUUUAUACUGCGCACACUGACCUCAUAGACCCAUUCUUUCAUAUGUAGGCCUACCAACUUUCUCUCGCUAGAUUUGAGGGCGCUAGAAUUUAGGCGUACUAGUACAUCAAAAACCCUGGUGUGUAAGCCGUACUAGUACGUCUGAAACCCUGAAAGGGUUAAGCCAGUUCCUGUGCUACCCAAUUCCUGGCUGUUUCAUUUCUAUCCCUUCCAUACUAUCCAAUGCUCACAAGGAACUGCCCAUUCAUCCAUUAUAACCACCCUAUUAAGCAGAAUUAAGAAAUUUGUCCAAUUUUACACUAUUCAAUAAAUUCCAAUGUAAAAAUAGUGUCCAAAACAAACACUAGGCAUUAGAACCACUAAAGCAACCUUCUUGUUCAUUAUGUUCUCAGGCCUCUCCUCUUUCCCUCCAUUUUUAAUCCAUUGUUACACAAAUUGAUACUUUCCCCAAUAUAUCUCAAUUAACCCUUAAACGGUCUAAACGUAUAUAUACGUUCACGCGCGUAGCGCCCCAAACGUAUAUAUACGUUUUCUUUGUCAUUCAUUCAACAUUGCCACAAUAAGCCUGAGUCACCUAGACAUGAGAGAAUGGGUGUGUGCACUCACUGUGUUCCAUAUUUAAAUAAUUGGGGAUGCCUGGGUACCAUAUGCUCUUUUUUCCUUUUAAAAGAAAAGAUUUCUUUUUUCCUCAAAAAAUUUGGAGCGCUACGUGAGUGAACGUAUAUAUACGUUUGGACCGUUUAAGGGUUAAUAAACUAGUACAGUGGUACCUCGGGAUAAGAAUUUAUUUCGUUCCAGAAGGCUGUUCGAAUCCUGCUACCGAACGAAUUUGUUCCCAUAAGGAAUAAUGUAAAUUAGAUUAAUCCAUUUUAGACCCCCAAAAGUACACUUACAAAAGCACUUACAUAAAUACACUUACAUAAUUGUACGAGUUUUGAGAUGUUCAUAACGUGAGGUACCACUGUAAGACCACAAGUAAGGGCUCUACCCUUCCUCAGAAAACUUACCCAAAUCGACCAUCUCCACCAUUUUAAGGCCUAUCUCGGGCUACUUCCGGUCUUAAACCAACCAAAAGCUUCUGCAUAUUGGUAGUCUGGUCUAUCUAUUGGCACCAAGAAAUAACCAAUAAAACCAAAAAAACAAAUUCGCUAUUUUAAAUCAAACACGGGUCAGAGGUUAGCCGUUUACAUCAUUCACUGCUUGGGGUAGGAUAAUUUGCUGUUCACAACAAAUCUGAGGGAACUAUGAAACUUACAUUCUAGUAUGUCAUGGAUGUUGAUCUCUAUAACUUAGUAGUACACACAUGGCAGACAAUUUUUGGGGUUAAUGGAUGGUGUGUGACUGAUAAAUGUGAUUGGUUUCAGGAGUUUUGCAAGUGAAUCUCAAGUGUGCCAGUAUUUAUUUUUAAAUUAAGCUUCAUGGGAGUUUAACAUUAAUACUCGCAUUAUUUAAAGUUUUGUCUACUUAGCUUAAGAUUUUUUAUUUUAUUUUACAAGUCUGUAUUUAGCUAACCAUGUGUCGGAAAUACACCAAAAAUUACAUUAUAUUGAUAGUU